Molecule: messenger RNA, 7578 nt
Organism: Capra hircus (goat)
Lineage: Eukaryota; Metazoa; Chordata; Mammalia; Artiodactyla; Bovidae
Gene: BMPR1B
Product: bone morphogenetic protein receptor type 1B
Exons: 11
Coding region: 2374-3882 (502 amino acids)
Biological process (GO): cellular response to growth factor stimulus; dorsal/ventral pattern formation; BMP signaling pathway
Cellular component (GO): plasma membrane; signaling receptor complex
Molecular function (GO): transforming growth factor beta receptor activity, type I; SMAD binding; ATP binding
Source: RefSeq, a predicted model, not a curated record
UCCUGCAUUGCAGGCAGAUUCUUUACCCACUGAGCCACCUCUUGUGAAGGCAUUGCCCUGUUUUAGGAAGAUGAAGUUGGAUACUGUCUUACCUCUUGGUCCCCUGCCUUGGGGCUUCUUUAAUGCAGCACGAGGAACCAAAGUGUGCUGAUGUACAACUUGAAAGGAAAGGCCAUACACCACCAGUGGGGGAUAGGAGCCGAGCCAGAAUGGAGAUCUUGAGGGUCAUGUCAUGGUACCUCUGGCGAGGUGAGCUAGUUAACUCAUCCUCAGAUUGCCUAUGUUUUUUCUUUCCUGUUUCACAGUCCUGGUUGAUUCCUGGAUGACAUUGCCAGUAAACUACCUGUUUGCAAGCAGUUGUCUUAGGCUCUACUUUCUUGGAAAUUAAAGUAACAAUAAUACCUUCAAAACACAUCUUGAAUUUGACUGCUUCUCAUCACCCCUGCCGCUGCCAUCCAUGUUCAAACCACAGUCAGCGCCCGCCUUAGUCAUCCACUAACUGCUUCAUUGUCAGUGCCCGCAGUCAUCUCCGAGGUGCUCUCUGCUUUGAUUGUUGUCCCUAUAGUCCAUCUUUGGCACAGCACCCAGAGGAAGAAGUUCCCCCAAGGCCCUCUCAGAUCUGUCCCUUUUUCUUCUCUGGCCUCCCCUCAUACCUCUGUGCCUCUUUCUGGACAAACUUGUGCCUGUUGCUCUUCAAGGACCCCAGGUGCACGUCCACCUCAGGGCUCUUGCUGUCUUCUGUCUGGAACACUUCCACUUCAUAGCUCACUCUCACCGUCUUUUCCUUCCCAGAAAUGACUGCCGCAGUGAGGAGAUUCUGACUGUCCUCUUUAAAAUAACAACCACUCCCUACACCUUCUAUCUCCUUUCCCUGCUUUAUUUUUCCACAUUGCACAUAACAUAAUUAAUGUGCUUUCAUCUUGACUUGACUUCUCGUCUCUUUUCUCCAGUAACUGUCAGCUUUGUCAGGGCAGGGAAUUGUGUCUUUUUCUUUUCAUUAUUGCAUACUUGGGCAGAACCUGUUACCUGGUAGGUGUUUCCAAAUAAUUGUUUAGUUAAGCCAAUAAGUGAAUGCUUAUUUUAGAAAAUAUAGUUCUGACUGUAGUAUAAGAUGGUUAGAGGAAGGUAGGGCUAGAGAUUGGGAGCCUAUUGCAGACCACCAGGUAAGAAAUGAUGAGGGCUACAUUUGGAAUCUUUUAACAAUAUCAGUAGAGAGUUAAGGAAGGAUUCCAAAAAAAUUUAGAAGAUUGAAAUGACUGUAUUGCUAAUGGAUUGGAUAUAAUGGAUACAGAGAGGGAGACAUCUAGGAAGAUUCCUGGGUUUUUAUUUGGCAGCUGUGUGGAUGAUGAGCAUGUUUAUCAGAAAGAAACUGAAGACAGUUUAGGUUUAGAAAGAACAAGAAUAGGCCGGAGAGGCUUCAGGAAGGAGGAAGAAGAACUUCAGAUUUAAAUAUGUUGAGUUUGGUGUAUCAGCAAGACCUCUUAGCAUGAAGUGUUAGAGAUCUCAUAGUCAGUUGAGAUAAAAGGACUAGAGCUCAGAAAAGGGUACUUGUGCCUAGUAAGUGGAUUGUGUCUUGAGAUGGGCCUUACACAAAUCAAACAAGGGAAAACCUCACACUACUGCAUGUUCUUAUAGGAGUAUAGGAAUUCCUAACUGUUGCCAGGGGGGAAAGUGGCUCUUUAAAAAAAAAAAAAAUUUUGAAAGAGAAAUCAUUGAAAAAGAGGAAAGAAAAAAAGGAAAUGUCUGAUUCAUUUUUGUUGGUACAUUUUGAAGUAAUGAAAACAGCAUUUAGCUUCAGUGAAGUGUCUAAGUACCUCUAGAAUACAAAAAAACUUAACCUUUAGCUUGCCCUGGCUAGCCUCAAACACUCCAUUUUACUUUCACAGCCAUCUUCUUUCAUUGAAAACACGCUGAAGUACAUUUUUUUUUCCUUUAGUCACCGGAAAUUAGUACGUUCUUUACUAAAACAUCCAGAAUGCAUGUAAUGAAAAAUGUUUAAUGUUUCGAGCAAGAUUUCUGGUAUAUAUGUAUCUAUUGAGUAAUAUAAGUUUUAAGUGAUUGUGUUCUCCACUUACAUGCUUUUCACCUAUUUUGAAGCUCAGAUUUUUGCCAAUAGCUUUCAUACCUCUGGUGAUUUUUAUUACCUUAUUUAGUAGAGGAGAGUAAAGCAUCUUGAACUGGUCUUCAGCCUAGACAUUUAUUUAACAAUUUGAUUUCCCAAGGGGCAACACUGUUGGAAGAGAUUACUAUACACAAAUCUCUGGGCCGAGAGUGGAUAGAGAUGAGAAAGAUACUGCCAAGGAAAUUUAUAGAAACAAAAACCAAAUCACUCUGCGCUGUGAUCAUCUUGUAGUUGCAAACUUCCCUGAUAACAUGCUUUUGCGAAGUUCAGGAAAAUUAAGUGUGGGCACCAAGAAAGAGGAUGGUGAGAGUACAGCCCCCACCCCUCGUCCAAAGAUCUUGCGAUGUAAAUGCCACCACCAUUGUCCAGAAGACUCGGUCAACAAUAUUUGCAGCACAGAUGGAUAUUGUUUCACGAUGAUAGAAGAAGAUGACUCUGGGAUGCCUGUGGUCACUUCUGGAUGUCUAGGACUAGAAGGCUCAGAUUUUCAGUGUCGGGACACUCCCAUUCCUCAUCAGAGAAGAUCCAUUGAAUGCUGCACAGAACGGAAUGAAUGUAACAAAGAUCUGCACCCCACCCUUCCUCCCCUGAAAACCAGAGAUGUUGUUGACGGGCCUGCACACCACAAAGCUUUACUUAUAUCUGUGACCGUGUGCAGUUUGCUCUUGGUCCUCAUCAUUUUAUUCUGUUACUUCAGGUAUAAAAGACAAGAAGCCAGACCUCGGUACAGCAUUGGGUUAGAACAGGACGAAACUUACAUUCCGCCUGGAGAAUCCCUGAGAGACUUAAUUGAGCAGUCGCAGAGCUCAGGGAGCGGAUCAGGCCUCCCUCUGCUGGUCCAGAGGACGAUAGCAAAGCAAAUUCAGAUGGUGAAACAGAUUGGAAAAGGUCGCUAUGGGGAAGUUUGGAUGGGAAAGUGGCGUGGCGAAAAGGUAGCUGUGAAAGUGUUCUUCACUACAGAGGAGGCCAGCUGGUUCCGAGAGACAGAAAUAUAUCAGACGGUGUUGAUGAGGCAUGAAAACAUCUUGGGCUUCAUUGCUGCAGAUAUCAAAGGGACGGGGUCCUGGACACAACUGUACCUAAUCACAGAUUAUCAUGAAAAUGGUUCCCUCUAUGAUUACCUGAAGUCCACCACCCUAGACACUAAGUCGAUGUUGAAGCUAGCCUAUUCCGCAGUCAGUGGCCUCUGUCACUUACACACUGAAAUCUUUAGCACUCAAGGCAAACCAGCAAUUGCCCAUCGAGAUCUGAAAAGUAAGAACAUCCUGGUGAAGAAAAAUGGAACUUGCUGUAUAGCUGACCUGGGCUUGGCUGUUAAGUUUAUUAGUGACACGAAUGAAGUUGACAUACCACCCAACACUCGCGUUGGCACCAAGCGCUACAUGCCUCCAGAAGUGUUGGACGAGAGCUUGAACAGAAAUCACUUUCAGUCUUACAUCAUGGCCGACAUGUACAGUUUUGGACUCAUCCUUUGGGAGGUCGCUAGGAGAUGUGUGUCAGGAGGUAUAGUGGAAGAAUAUCAGCUCCCCUAUCAUGACCUGGUGCCCAGUGACCCCUCUUACGAGGACAUGAGAGAGAUCGUGUGUAUCAAGAAGCUGCGGCCCUCCUUCCCCAACCGGUGGAGCAGUGACGAGUGUCUCAGGCAGAUGGGGAAACUCAUGACGGAAUGCUGGGCUCACAAUCCUGCCUCAAGACUGACAGCCCUACGGGUUAAGAAAACACUUGCCAAAAUGUCAGAGUCCCAGGACAUUAAGCUCUGAGGCAAGAGUAAGUGUCUCUGGACAAAGCCAGUAGAUAUUCUUCUGUUUGUGGGCAGAGCAAAAGAUGUUCCAGCAGCAUCCACCGUCCCAGCCUCGAACAUCCUCCUGCUCCCCAGAGGGUGUAUUCUUACCGCUCAGGGAGCAGCCUGGACAAACAGAAGUUUCCAGAAGCACAGAUUCCUCAUGUCUGUCUGUAGGCGGGAGAAACUGCCUGGGUAAUUUGUUCAAGAUAUGAUGCAUGUUGCUUUCUAAGAAAGCCCGGUAUUUUGGGAUUGCCUUUUUUUUUUCCUCAAAAGAUAAUUUUGCCAAAAUAAAACAAAAAUGUAGAUGUUUCAAGGUAUAUACUAUUUUAGUUUAAAGAAUGACAACUAAAGUUCUUCCCAGAAACUCUGCUGGAAGGUAAAUUAAAAUAAGUGUUUCCAUUGGUAAAAUGUUGUUGCACUCUACCAACCAAAAGACAAUCGUUGAAGCUGGAGAACCGAAUGGAACCCAUCUUAAAAGCCCCCGACGUGCCCCUGCCUCCUCAGACCACUCUGGCCAGGCCUGCACUGGGGCAGCCGCAGCAAUGUGAACGCAUCUGGGUACCGGCGCCGCCUGUGUGGGACCACCUCUGGGGAUUCCCACCCAUGACCUUCUGCAGCUUCAGAGGAUGUGGGACAAAUGAAGGUUUUACGAGACUCUACUAGAAGUAAAUGUUAACACUAUUCUUCAGAACCACUUUGUAUUUCUGAUUCUGUUAGGUUUUUUCUUUCAUUAAACACAAACAAAGCUUUUGUGUGUGUAGGAAGUUGAACCCCUGCAGGCUUUUGAUCUCUCAAAUGAAAGGAUCAAUAUUAAGUAAAGUGGCUGUCAGCUGGGUCGAAGACAAGGCGCUUUAAAAUAGAGAUAAUUUGCUCUUGAGCUGUAACAAGAUGAUGUCAAAAAGGUAGGCGGUGAGGAUGGAGGUACACGUGGCUUGUGUCUUAGGUAUGUGGAAGAGACCUCCUCGGCCGCAUGAGGGGAAAGGUGUGCACAACUUACUGUGUACAAAGAGGGUUUCUUUUAGUUAUUAUCUGCCUUUUCUCUGUCUGAGUUUAGAGGAGAGGAAACAUAUCAGGUUAAUUGAACUAAUUUUAAUUUUAAAUUAGGUAACUAUAACCUCCAAAUGGAACAGCAGAGGAAUGCUAGUGGAGACCACAAGAUAUUAUGGCUGUCGGGACUGAUUCUACAAUAGGUACAGAUGGAGGAUGUAAGUCUUAGGUGAUAGCGUCAUGUCUUAGGAGUGCUGACUCAGUUUAUUUUUACUUUCAUGACGUUCAGCUCACUUUUUAAUUUAUUAUUGUUUUCUUCUCUGUUGCACUUGUGCAGAACAUCUCUCCACCUGUUCAGUUAUGUAGGCACACAAACUUCUGAGCAGCAGGAGUCAAAUCAUUGACAGGGCCAGUAUUCCUUAGCAACAGGAGCAUAAUAAAGGGUACAAUUGUACACAUCCCUCUCAACCUUAUUCAUUUACUUCCUGACUGUGGUUUUCUUAUGCUUCUUAGAAUUCUGUAGUGUGUAGCAAAGAAUUGGGAAGCCCGUCUUCUUUGCCCUUAAAAAAAAAAAGAACAAACCCCCAAACAGCAAUUCUAUUCUUUCCAGAGUACUCCAGGGGGCAGUGUUUUAUAACACAUUUUCAUUUCCCCACUUGGUGGCUGAAGGAUGGAGAGUUUUUGGAAAUGUGACAGCUGCAGGAAAAAUGAGAAAAUAUUUUCCUGACUUCUGAAGUGAGCUUGCAGCUGGUGACUGGUUCCUCCAGAAAGCAUCCGAAGGCAGAGACCGACCGUCUGGGAGAAGCGGUGUUCUGUAUUCAGCAUUCACUCCCCAGUGCUUCAUAAUCACAGCUCCUUUGUGAAAAUAUUUGCUUAAUCCUUGAAUAUGAAAAAAAGUUUCUGCUUUUUCAAAGAUUAAAAACAGUUGGUUCCAAAUAUAAUUAGAAUGCUGCUUUUACUGAUAUUAACAUAACCUGAAUAAUAGUGUAAAUGUUCCCUUUUCUUAGGUCAAAUAUUCUUUGCGAUUGCUUAGAAGGAGUAUCUGGCUAAAGCUAAGUGGGUUAAUCAUCUGAGCCUAGGAGAGAAACUUCAGUGCCUCUAAUCAGAUCAUCUGUAAAACAAAUAAGUAAACAUUUAUGUCAGUUAAGUGGGGGCAUGUUUGUGUUUCUUGAUUUUCCCUAAAUUUAGGUGAUAUUUGGGCUUAGCGCUUAGAUAACAAUGUGGUUUUGUUUUUAAUAAGUUCUUAUACAUGGAUAACUUCAAAUCAGAAUAUACUGUGGAGAGGUGAUGAUUUGAAGGGUAAACUAGAUUUCCAGGGAGGUGUUGGUUCCUGUGAAAAUUGGGAAGAAAUUAAGAUAGUGUCCAAAUUUCUUUCAUAUAAUUUGUUUGGUUGCUUUGGAAAAAUGGAUAGCUUACUUUCUAAUUCCCAACCUGGUAUACUCACUAUGGACAUUAAAAAAUUUUUCCUGGUAUACUUAAAAAGACACAUUAGUUACUGUUGUGUUUUAAUGAUAUAAGAAUUUAUUUAUGAAUAGAUUUUUUUUCCUGUCUUACCAAAAUCCACCUCACUUAGGAAAUAUUAAAUUGUUCUUAAAUAGACUACCUACUCACUUCCAAAUAAUUAAUUUUGAUUUUUAAAUUUCUGGUAGCUCAGAAGUGAAUUUUAUAUUUUUGUUUUGUCUCUCAAUAGAAGAGUGGAGACCUGGAAAUAAUGUAGAUGAUUGCUUACUUUCAGGAUGAUUUCAAAGACUAAAAUUUUCUUCUAACCUUUUCCCUGCAAAGGAAUCCUAAAAUAUUACUUGUUAGCUAAUAUAAGUUUUGUAUGCUAAGAUAUUUGGGUUUAUAGUUUAUGUAUGUGUGUGUAUAUUAUAUAAAUAUAUGUAUAUAUAAAUAUUAUGUUCAGUUUGGAGUCCGGCACAACUCCAUUAUGUGGAUUAGAGAGUAAAAUAUUAUGGAUGAUAAAGUACUAAGUGAAACAUAAUAUUUAUUUAUGAAAAGGUGUAGAUUGUUACAUCACAGGCAGCAGUGCUAUGAACAUUGUGUGUGAGGAGACAGGUCUCUGACCUGAAAUGCGCUGCUUGAAAGACACUAGUGACCAUUCUUUUUCUUCUCAAAACAAAACUUCUUAUAAAAUAUGCUAAGAUUUUAUUUACAGGGAAUUCUUCGACACGUUUCAAUUGCUGCGUAGUCAGGUAGAGCGAGUGCUGAAUAAUGAUCGGCUUUCAUGUUUCCAGAGCCACGCAUAUUCAUCAGAAGUGACAGUGUUUUGUGUUGUUGGUCUGUUCUUUGUUGGUAGGUGGAAAGGCACUGAAAGAAGUACAGGUUUUUAAACUUGAAUAAUUCUAUAGUUAUAGCUCCUUAGAAAGCUUAGUCACAUAGCCAUGGAAAGGAAAGAAGGCAUCAGAAGUGACUUAAUUUAGCACUUAUGAUUCCUUUUGUAAAACAAAAAACAAAAAAAAAAACAAUGCCAUAUUUUUUGGAGAAAAGUUAGACUAUAUAAGGGAUUUUGUUGUCUGUUUCAAAAGAAGACUCAUUUGUGUUCUUUUGGGGAACCAGUGCCUUACUGAAUUUGUAUAUACUGUAAUUAUUCAGAACUAGGGAACAAACAAUUGUAUUUGUUACAAAUUGUAUAUGGCUUUGUUUUAACAUUCCCCCUAAUAAAAUGGUUUCAUUCUCCCCUUGGAAA